CGAGAAUAUAAUUUUUAAUUUUUAUAAACCUCUUCAUAGUUAUUUUGAUACAUAUUUCUUCGAUUAGCUGUUCGUAGUUCGUGAAUGUUUAUUAUAAUAUUUGAUUCAUUUCAAAUUACCUAAUUAUUAAUUAAUCAUCAAUCGUCACCAAAAUGCUGAUGGCGUUAAACCGUCAUAUGUUGCAUAAUAGUCUUUUGAAGUUUCAACAACAUAUAGCAACCUCCAGCAAUACAUUGAAAGUUGUUGCUUCAAAUGCGGUGGCUAAUAACAAUGGAUUGACCCAAACAAUUAAAAGAUCUAGUUCGUUUCAACAACAAUCGUCUUCUUCAGAUAGUGAAGGAGAUGAAACUUUAAAAAACAACCCAUAUUACACAGCUUAUGCCGAGAAAUUGCGAGAUCUUAAAAAAAAAAAUGCAAGUGCCUACAGAGAAGCAUUACAACGCUUACGUGAAAAACAACAAGAGACUACUAAUACUGUUGAUGCGACAGUAGCAAAUACUACAGAAACAGUGUCUGAAAAAAUAAACAUUACUGAAGCUAAACCACAAGCAAAACCAAAACGAAGACCAUCCCAGUCACUACUGAUCAAACCAAAAACUCUAGAACAAGUUAUGAACAUAGAAUUGUUACGUGACAAAUCAUGGCGAGAUGUAUCUGAAAUAUGGUUGGCGUAUCAUAGGACACGUGAUGAAACUCUGAGUGCAGUUAUUCCUCUAAACCAGUUUGAAAAAUUUUAUAGUCAGUCUAUUAAAUAUCCCAUGUUUAUAUUGCCACUUCCACGCAACACUAGUGGUUAUGAAUUCAUAUUUGCACAGUUCCAGCACUAUCAAGAACAUUCAACGUCUAAUUGCACAGUUCACUUGACACCAUUGAUUAGUUAUCAGACAUACAAUGAAAACGCGCCAGAGUGUAUGACUAUUGAAUAUUAUACUGACCUUUGCAACAAUGAUAAAGCUAUUGAAAACAGUGGAUCUGAUAAUGAAUCGUGUGUCUUGAUGAGAUCUACAUACGAUGGAAAACUAUUAUCUGCUGCUGAAGCAGCUUGCCUUGUCAACCAGUUACGUAUAUUUUACGGAGUAGAUUCUGGAGUUGCUGACAAAGAAAAACUUUUAAAAUCAUUCAACGAAGGAGAUGUAACUUUCAAACACUCUGACGUAAUUGCUCUUGUAGAAACCUUGAGCAUUUAAAAAUAUUAAAUAAUUCAUAAGAGCAGAAAGUGUCUCUCAAACAUAGAAUUUUUUUUUUUAUAAAUUCUAAAGUAGGUAUGCAAUCGAUGUGUAUUUAUAAAAUAAAUACUACUUAGCAAUAA
Messenger RNA from Rhopalosiphum maidis (corn leaf aphid), 1309 nucleotides. RefSeq names its product ATP synthase mitochondrial F1 complex assembly factor 1. Bases 153 to 1187 code for a protein of 344 amino acids. The transcript is spliced from 5 exons. Gene Ontology annotation, biological process: mitochondrial proton-transporting ATP synthase complex assembly. Gene Ontology annotation, cellular component: mitochondrion. Lineage: Eukaryota; Metazoa; Arthropoda; Insecta; Hemiptera; Aphididae. The record is from RefSeq and is a predicted model, not a curated record.